Messenger RNA from Marchantia polymorpha subsp. ruderalis, 1687 nucleotides. NCBI's taxonomy places the organism in Eukaryota, Viridiplantae, Streptophyta, Marchantiopsida, Marchantiales, Marchantiaceae. The record is from the annotation of a GenBank genome assembly.
CGCAUCAUCAUCCCCCUCUGCUGCCCCUUGCUUCUUCCUUUAUUGCAUCCUCGUAAUAUAAACUCCACCCCUCUGGCAGAUUUUAGAGGGAAUUCAAUCUUCAUCCCCCGAAUCCACACCAGCUGAAUGCGGAAGUGUUUCUGCACUGACUAUUCUGGCCCAGCUCGCUGCUUGUGAGUGGUUUGAUUCAUCCUCGUUCAGAAUCGCUUCACGAGUUUAGUUGGCCGAGAUGGUGAUGGCACAUGAGAGGAGGAAGGUGGCCGAUAUGUUUAAUUUCUUUCGUGGCGAGAGGACCCGAGUCCAGCUUGCUCUCAUUACCGUGCAAUUGGGCUACGGUGUCUAUUAUGUCUUGACCAAAGCUGCCAUGAGUGAAGGCGUGAACCGGUUCGUCUUUGCUGUGUACCGAGACGCGAUCGCCCUGUGCCUCCUGGUGCCACUUGCAUUCUUCUCAGAGAGAAAUCUGCGAACUCCUUUCACAGUUCCCGUUUGCUUGUUAAUCGUGGCGUUGGGAUUCACGGGAAUAUUUCUGCAGCAGACGCUGUUCCUGGCAGGACUCGCGUACACCAACACGGCAUUCGCAGCUGCAAUGCAGAAUGCCAUUCCCGUCUUCACGUUCAUGAUUGCUGUGGUGUGCAAGUUCGAGGUGAUUCGCUUGAACAAGCCUGACGGAAUGGCCAAAGUCGUUGGCAUCUGCUCGGCCGUGGUGGGAGCUUUCACAAUGUGUCUCUACAAGGGACCGACUCUGUUCGGCAAGGACUCAUCGUCGCAGCAGGAGCAGGCAGCUGAGGUCGUGGCCCAGACUGGUGCAGACAAUUGGUUGGCGUCCACUUUGCUGAGCUAUGGGGUGGACUACUGGCAGAUGGGCGCUCUGUGCCUGGUGGCGAAUUGCUUGUGCAUGGGCAUUUACACCAAUCUGCAGAUCCCGGCCCUGAAGAGAUUUCCAGCUCCGGUGUCUCUGUCGGCUUCUUCGAUCUUCGUCGGGGCCAUGUUCUUGCUGAUCACGGGUCUGUCGAGCGUUUCGCAAGCGUCUGAGUGGAUUCUGCACUCUCCCGGGACGAUCAUAUCUGUGGUGUACGCUGGUGCCGUGGCUUCGGGACUGAACUUCUCUCUGCAGACGUGGGCAAAUCAGCGCGGAGGCCCUGUGCUAGUGGCGGCGUACAUUCCUCUGCAGACUGUGUUCUCUGCAUUUCUGGGAGUGGUGAUUCUGGAUGAUCCUCUGUACCUAGGCAGCGUGAUUGGAGCUGUGCUGAUUCUGAUGGGUCUGUAUUUGGUAAUCUGGGGCCAGCGGCUGCACAGGCUAGCGAAAGAGAGAGACUGUCUUGCAAUGCCAUUUGAGGGAGUGGAGGAUGAUAUCAAGGUACCUCUCCUCCAAAAUCAGGCAGAGGAGAGCACAUACGGCACCAUCCAAAGAUGAGAUGGACAUCUUUGAACCCCGGAGGUGGGGUAUUCAACAUAUGACACUGCCUAUACAUAGAAUAGAAGUUGACGACGAAUCUGACGAAGAAAAGCAUUCGUCUCGGGGGAUUCUUAUUUGACGGUAGGAACAUUAGUACAACGGCACAACUUCAGGAAAUAUUGUAUAUAGGAUUCAGUUCUCCACGUAUUGUGGACAUGUAAAAUAAUAAUCUGUGACUGUUGAUGGCCGGCAGUCUUCUCUUCUACAGACCAACUCUAACCAUAUCUUCAC